UGGGCUGAUUACGUGUAGCUCACCAACUAGCAGCUUUUAGCUUGUGAGACGAGACUGUUCAUACCACACACCGACUGCCAAAGCUGUAGUUGUAUCUGAGUGUGUACGGAGAAAUAGCAAACGCACAGUCACCGAGCAUCUAAAGACGCCAAGGACGGAUAUUUUAAUCGAAGUGUUUAUGAUGUAGCAGAAUGGAAAUACCAAUGCAAAGCUCUUUGAAGUGGUACUGCAUAAAGACGUGGCUGCAAAUUGCACUAAAAAAGCGAAACUAAAAGGAACAAUAUGUUUGCCAAAUUGAAGAAGAAGAUUGCAGAGGAGGCAGCCACAGCACCCAAGAGUGGUGUUCGUAUACCCCGCACCAUCAGCAAGGAAUCCAUCACCUCAGUGGGGGCAGACUCAGGGGAUGACUUUGCAUCUGAUGGCAGCAGCUCCAGGGAUGACCUGCCCGCCCAGCUCCUCAGAAGAAACGAUCAGAUCAGGAAGCUGGAGGCCAAGCUAUCAGACUACGCUGAGCAGCUACGAAUUAUGCAGAAGACCAAGGACAAGCUUGAAAUUGCAUUAGAAAGGCAUCAGGAUUCAUCCAUAAAGAAACUUCAAGACCAGAAUGAAUCUCAUCAGGCCAGCAGAGCCAAAAUGGCAGAGGGGAUGACUUUGGCUUUAGAAAAGAAGGAUCAGGAAUGGAUGGAGAAGAUGGCCAGUGUAGAAAAGGAGAAGGCUGCCCUGUCAGCCCGGCUAGAAGAAAUGAUGGAACAAAGCUUAGCACUCUUCCAGAAAAGAGAUGACCUGGAUGAACUGGAGGGCUUUCAGCAACAGGAGCUCGCUAAAGUUAAGCACAUGUUGCUGAGGAAGGAGGAGUUGCUGAGCCAACGGGAACAAGAGAUUCAGCAGAAGGAGGCUGAUGUUCAAUCAGCCAAACGAGGCCUAGCAGAGGCUCGGAGGAAACUCCAGGCUCUGGAACAGCAGCAUGAGGAGAGCUGCAGACUCAACUCUGAGCUUGAAAUAGAGCGAGAGGAACUGCUGCUGCUCAGAGAGGAGGCAGAUAAGAAGAUUGGUGAGCUGGAGGGACGAUGCAAGGAUCUGCAGUCAGUUAUCCAGCAGGUCUCUGAAGACUUCCAGAAGUCGCAGAGUAUGGUGUCAACUUUAGACAAGUCCCUCCAUGAAUUACAGACUGAACACGAUGCCCUGAAGUUGCAACAACAAAAGGCAGCUGUAACAGAGGAAGACAAGGAGCGCCUGUUGGUGGACCUUCAGAAGAAAGUAACCUCCUUGGAGAGGCGGCUGCAAGGGAACCUGAGCCAGGAUGAGCAUCUGCAGGAGCUUCUCCAGGAGAAGUCCAGCCUGUGGCAAAGUCUGGAAGAGACCAGAGCAGAGCUGCUGGCUGUGCGGACAAACCAUGCUGAUACUGUCAGCUCUUUGGAGACACAGGUAUCUAGGAUGAGCUGUAGUAUUACUGAGCUGCAGACUCUUCUCCGACACAAAGAUGACUCUUCCAGGGCCUACAAGGAGAGAACGGACACACAAAUCGCUAACCUGGAGCAGCAACUUCUAGAGAGCAGUGAGAGGCUGAAGAGUACAGAGCAGCAAAUCACAGAGAAACAACAGCACAUUGAUAAACUACGAAGAGAGUGGAGUGAAGAGAAAGCCUUUCUCGACCAGCAGGCGUGUUUGUUACAGCAGCAGAAUCAGAAGAAUGCCAGCCAGCUGGAAGAAAACAUCACUUCUUUACAGACAGACAAAGAGAAACUGCUUGACAGUGUGGCUCACCUGGACAAGCAGAUAGACAAAGCAAACGCCACUCUACAGGAGCAGGCAGAAGAGCUGGAACGAUGCAAGGCAGAGCUGAACAGUCGGCAGACGGUGAGCACAGAAAUUGCCAAAGCUCUGGAAGAAACCAGACGACAGAAGGAAGAGUUGCAAACAAAGGUUGAAGAGCUGACAACUUCUCUACAGAGCUCACAGCAGGAACAAGCCACUGCCACUAAGAAGCUGGUCCUGAGAGAUGAAGAUGUUGAAACACUCCAGAUUGAGGUGCAGAGUCGGCAGGCAUCACUGGACCAGCUGCAGGAGGAGACUGAGCGGCUGCGAGCCCAGCUGGAGCAGAUGGAGCGGGACAAAGACUCCCAGCUGAUCAGCCUGAGGGAGGAGCUGCUCAGUCAGACACAGCAGCUAGACAGCUGCCAGGCGCGGAUCUCAUACCUGGAGGUAGAAGUAGAAACUCUGACAGAACAGCUUCACAGCCCUGAAGUGUGUGAAGAGGAUCAGAAUGGCAGUGUGACCAUGGACGAUCUAGAUCAUAUUCAGAAAGUCAACAGAGAGCUGGAGCAGCAACUCAGUGACAAGAACAGGACCAUUAAGCAGCUGCAGCAGAGACUGGCAGAACUGAAAAGAACUCUGCAGAAGGAACUGAAAAUAAAGCCUGAGCCAGAAGCUGAAGGCAAGGAGAAAUUGCCAGAAAGCCGAGCUGAAAAACAGGAGAAAGUUUGUUCAGACUCCCCACUGGCAUCCACUCCAAGCCCCCCGACCUCCAACACCACAGUGACCAACACCUCAGACCUCAACGACUCACGAGAAAUCAACUUUGAGUAUCUCAAGCACGUCGUCCUCAAGUUCAUGUCAUCUAGAGAAGCUGAGGCCUAUCAGCUAAUACGAGCUGUAUCUGUGCUGCUGAAUUUCACUCGUGAGGAAGAAGAUAUGCUGAAGCAAACUCUGGAGUACAAGAUGUCCUGGUUUGGGUCCAAACCUUCUCCAAAGGGUAUCAUCCGGCCGUCAAUCUCAGGCACUUCAACUCACUGGAGCUGAUGGGCAGCAGUAAGAGCUGAAGUGAUGGAGAGAAAGGACAGAAAGGGCCACCUCCAGGAAAAAAACAAACAAUGUCCUUCUAGUGUGGCUUCCAUCACUAAGCAGCACUUUAGCUUUAACCUUUGAACAGCUUCCCACAGUUUUCUCUGGCUCUCUGUGGGAAUAAGUCUUUUUGCUCUGUGGGGACAGAGAAGGGACAGCACAUCUUUGAGGGAUAAAGGCUUAUUCAUAAUCAGCUGUUGAUUUUAAAAUGACGUUUUUUUUCUCAGUGGCUGAGGCAGACCAACCUUUGUCAGCUGUCUUAUUUUUCUUUUGACAUAUGACAAAAGUCUGAAAAUGAGUUAGCAUGUAAGAAAAUGAGACAUCAGAGAGAAAUAACAAAAUGACUGUUAUUUUAGGGACUGCCUCACUUCUGCACUCUUUGUUGGGAUAAGCAUCAUAAUGUGAUGCAAUUGUCUUCACUGGACAGAUAUUACAGCCUUUGAUUGCUGAAGGAACUAUUAGCAUGUUACUACUUGGUUAUUCUUUCAUUUUAAUCACAGAGGGCUUAUUUGAUGAAGAUGUGUCAUUUUAAGGAUCUGUGCAGGAUACUGUAACUGUCUUGUCUUCUGUAUCAACGAAAGUUUAAUAAUAUCUGUCUAAUGGACAUAAAUACUUCAUAUUGGUGUCAAAGGACCUUAAUCUGUCUGUAUGUUAGCACACGUCAAUGUCACUUAAAUAUCAACGCAAUCUGAACAAUCAAGGGAUUCCAAGCAGCAUUGCUGUACAGUUGCCCCACCAAAUCACAGAAUUUGACAACAUUGCCAUCAGUACCAUUAUAAACAGUGAAAUGUAAAUGCUGUCUUUUUACUUUAUAGUAACCACUUAGUUGAUAUCAGCAUUUCUCAGUGCCCCGAAGUAGACCAUGACUCAAGAUUUUUGAGGCUAAAAUAUAUAUUGACAAUGUUGAUAUUUUUGACUUUAAAAAAAUCUGACAAUGAUAAUGUUUAUCAUCGAAAUAAAUUUUUUUAAGGAUCCAUUAAAUUUGGCUACAAAGAAUUUUGUGUCUGUGAUAGAGAAACUAUGUAACUGGAACACUUUGGCAUUUCUGUACUGCAUUGUUUUUUACUACCUACUAUAUAUAUGCCAGCAUAUGUGUGGUAAGCUAAAAUCUUGAAUGCCCCAGACAAAGGCUUUUAGAACUAAAGAUUUAUUACUAAUGUGUAUCAAAACAGCUUUACCAUUGGAGUAUUUUUACAAUUAGUUGACCCUCCAAGUAGACCUUGCUCUUAGAUCCUUCCUCCGUCACCAAGUUUGGUAACUAACUGAAACCACCCGUCAGCUUAAAUAUCUGAACAGUAGAGAUUGUUGUUGAAUUGUAAAUUAAUCAGAAGUACUGACUGUGUUGCCUAGUUUAGGGUGAAAAAAACACGGUGUGUACAUGCAGACUGUUGGAGGUGCUUUAACACCAAUGUGAAUGAAAUGGGCUGUAUUUUUAGAGUGGGACAAUGUUAACAAUGUGGUAAUAAAAUUAAAUGCUAUGUAAAUGACUGGAGGACAUGCUCUACCUUUACCUGCCUUUGCUAAUUUAAAUGAAAGUACAUUCCACCUGUCUAUUUAUAUAUAGAAAUUUGUACAUACUGUAUGCAUUGAGAUCUUUAUAAAUCAGUGGAUGUAAAUGGUUUGAUGUGACCAGUUUGCAAUAUUUAUCAUUAUAGACCUGAACCCAUACAUGUUUCUGCCUCGGCUUGUCACUCAGUCCCUCUGCCCAUCACUAUCUUCCACAUCACUAUCUUCCACUCCUGAGUGUGACGUCAGUCACAACAUUUAUUUUUCUGAAAUUUGAAGUUGUACCUGUUUAAUUCAUUCUUUGGAUAUUGGGUUGCAGCAGUACAUCUGUUAACGUGGAACUGUCAUAAUGUUGUGUUACUAAGGACAGGUAGCAGACUGAUGUGGUCACACUGACUCCGUUGGAUAAUAUACUGUCUCCAUGAGAAUCAAAGAAACCGUGAAUGCACUUUUUAACUUCUGUGUGUUAAACCCUAAAACACAACUGUACAAUCACUACAGCUUUUCUGUCUUUUGCUUUUUAUGAUUUGAAGAUUGCUGCCACUAUUGUGGUUUCCUUUCCAACUUUUAUUAAAAAUAAACCUGAAAUGAAAUUCAUGCA
Amphiprion ocellaris (clown anemonefish) is the source of this 4948-nucleotide messenger RNA. RefSeq names its product golgin A1 (gene golga1). The record is from RefSeq and is a predicted model, not a curated record. The transcript is spliced from 24 exons. Gene Ontology annotation, cellular component: Golgi apparatus. NCBI's taxonomy places the organism in Eukaryota, Metazoa, Chordata, Actinopteri, Pomacentridae. Bases 283 to 2799 code for a protein of 838 amino acids.